Molecule: messenger RNA, 1512 nt
Organism: Penicillium samsonianum
Lineage: Eukaryota; Fungi; Ascomycota; Eurotiomycetes; Eurotiales; Aspergillaceae
Product: putative MFS transporter
Exons: 8
Coding region: 1-1512 (503 amino acids)
Biological process (GO): transmembrane transport; allantoate transport; tripeptide transport
Cellular component (GO): plasma membrane
Molecular function (GO): dipeptide transmembrane transporter activity; allantoate transmembrane transporter activity
Source: RefSeq, a predicted model, not a curated record
AUGGCCUUGCAAAAAGAAGCUGGACUAACAGUAUCGCCUCCUAUCUCAUCAACCACAUCAGAACGGGAUGAGAACUAUGAGUUUUAUAAACAACAUCAAGGUCUCGAAUACACAAGGGAGGAAGCGAAAAGGGUCCUGCGCAAGAUCGAUAUACGCCUCAUUCCAUUACUGUUCUUAAUCUACAUGCUGCAGUAUCUGGACAAGAACAGCAUCAACUUUGCCUCUGUAUACGGCUUGAAGCAAGGAACACACUUAAAGGGACAACAAUAUUCAUGGCUUAGCUCCAUUUUCUACUUCGGAUACCUCAUUGCGCAAUGGCCUGCGGGUCUAGCAUUGCAAAAGCUGCCCGUCGGCAAAUUCCUUGCUAUCACCACAUUAAUAUGGGGUGGUUUGCUCAUGACCACACCCGCAUGCUACAACUUUGCUGGAAUCGCAAUCAACCGCUUCCUUUUAGGAAUGGUCGAAGCAGUUGUAACUCCUGGAUUUGUUCUGAUGACCGGCAUGUGGUACACAUCCGAAGAGCAACCCCUGAGACUAGAGGCAUGGUACUGCACUAAUGGUAUCGCGACAAUGUUCGGAGGACUUAUUGGCUAUGCAGUCGGACAUAUCACCACUGGACUUCCACGAUGGAUGUACGUCUUCCUCAUUUUUGGAGCUUUCUCCAUCGCAGUAGGAGUUAUUGCCUUGAUAUUUCUCCCCGACCUUCCGUCAACUGCCAAAUUUCUCAGCGAGCGUGAGCGAGCCAUAGCUGUUGAGCGUGUCGCUAUCAACCGGCAAGGUGUCAAAAGCAGUCAGUUUAAAUGGUAUCAGGUCCGACAAGCGGCCGAAGAUCCGAAGACCUGGCUUUUGUUCGUCAUGGCAAUUGGCGCACAAGUCCCGAACUCGGCGUUAACCAGUUUUACUUCCAUCAUCGUAGGCACUUUCGGAUUUGAUACGCUUGGAACUCAAUAUCUUCAAAUCCCCGGCGGUGCUGUUCAGUUCAUCACUCUGCUUCUCGGGGGUUAUAUCGCAACAAAGUUCGAUGGAAAAUUCCAUUCACGAUUUGCAUGCAUGAUCUUUGCCUGCACGGUCUGUAUCAUUGGAUCCGGUCUUCUUGUCGGACUACCAGACACCAACAAAUGGGGCCGCCUUGUUGCACUUUGGCUAUGCUAUUUUCAAGGCUUGGGAUUCAGCAUGAGUUUGACAAUCGUUAGCUCCAACAUUGCUGGAUACACUAAGAAGCAAGUCACCGGUGCCUUGUUGUUCACUGGAUACUGCGUGGGAAAUAUUAUUGGACCUCAGACUUUCAAGUCCAGCGAGGCCCCUGGAUACAACAGUGCUUAUAUUGCGAUGCUCGCUGGCUAUGCAGUAAAGCUCGCCUGCAUUGUCGCUUUGUAUAUUUAUAUGUACCUUGAGAACAAGCGUCGAGACCGCGAAGCAAUCAAUGGCGAGGAGGUUGAGGCAGAAGGUGUUGAAAAUGGCAUGCUGGACAAAACGGAGAUCGACAACAAAGGGUUUAGAUAUGUUCUAUAA